Paramecium tetraurelia is the source of this 1764-nucleotide messenger RNA. RefSeq lists its product as uncharacterized. The record is from RefSeq and is a predicted model, not a curated record. Lineage: Eukaryota; Ciliophora; Oligohymenophorea; Peniculida; Parameciidae. The transcript has 4 exons.
AUGAACAUCUUAGAUUGGUACCAAUAAGUCAAUAAUGUUUUCAAUUCGAUUUAUCAAGCAUAACUAACUUUAUUAAUAAUUUUUGUUUGUAACAACUAAUUUUUCUAUACGCUUAUGUAUGUCAAUCAAAGUCCCUACAGGAAUGUCCCUUAUCAGAACAUACCUACAACCACUAUAUAUGUUGACCCUAACAAAUACUAAUAGCCGAACAUUUAACAACCGAUAAGAUAUCAACAAUCUCCCAGUACUGAUUAUGGCUAUAGAGAUUCUCAACUUUAACAUCAAUUCCAAGACUUGGCUAAAAAAUAUCAAGAUUUAUAAAAUGAAAAUAAUCAAUUAUUAAGAUAGUUGUCAGAUAGGCCAUAGAUUGGUUAGACUGAACUUUUGAAUUAAAAAUUACAACACUAUGCAAUUGAGAAUGAUAAACUAAGACAGCAGUUAACAUACACUUACGAGUUGCAAGAAAAGUUGACUCUUGUUACCAAUCAGUUGGAGAAGGUUAACGAAGCGUUGAUGCUUUCGAAUUAAGAGAACCAACACUUAUGCCAGUAAAUUGCUGAAUACAAGAAUUAACAAACUUAUGUGUAUCAGUUGAACUCGACUAUUCAGACACAAGAGAUUUAAUUACAAUAAAAGUAGGAUUAAUUUAGAAAUUUGCAAUAAGAGAUUGAUUAUUAUCAAUAAAUAUUUUCGUAAAAGGGAUAGGAAAUACAAUAAACACAAUUAGAGAUCAAUAGAGUGAUUGGCUAAAAUCAAGUUUUAUAAUAAGAAUUGGAAUAGCAGAAAAGAAAUUGUUUGAAAUUAAAAUAAGAGAUUGUAGCUUUAUAAGUCGAACAGAAUAGUUUUAUGUAAUUAAGACAUGAGAAUAUGUAAUUGCAUGAAAAAAAUUAAGAAUUGCUGAGGAACUUUGAAUAGCAAAAGGCUUUAAACUAAAAUCUAAUUAUGGAAUUGAACAAAUCAUAAUAAAUUGAUUCGUAUAUUGAUUAAUUAAUAGAUUAAUUAAAUGAAUAGAGAUCCAAAAUAGAAUAUGCUAGUUCUAAAAUACAGGACUAAGCCAAUAAAAUAAAUGAAUUGGAAUUCAUAGCCAAUGAGAAAGCAUAAUUAGAUAGUCAAAACUAUAACAUUGUUGAAAAUGAUUACAACAAAUUGAAUGAACUAUUAAAGUAGAAAUAAAUUGAAUUAGAUGUCAAUAAGAAUACAAAUAUGUAAUACAGUUAGAGACUUUAACAGAAUUAAAUGAAUAAUGUUCUCAUUAAUGAACUUAAAUUGGAGAUAGAACAAUGGAAGUCAAAACAAAGCAGAAUGGAACAAGUGUUCAAUGAUGGUAAGAAGGAAGAUCAAUUUAAACUAAAGUGUCUCUAAGAACAAAAUACUCAAUUGACAUAAAUCACAGCUGAACUAUAGGAUAAACUGUAACAUAAGGACACUGAACUACAACAAUAAGGCAUAAUCUUAUAGGAUACACUAAAACGAUUGAGAGAGAAGGAAUAAAUCAUUAAUUACAAUUCGAGUAAGCCGAAUGUGGAUUAGGAGGAGGUGUAAGCUCUGAAGAAUAGGAUUAAGCUUUUGGAAUUGAAUGAUGAGAAGAAUUACAGUCUUUAAAAGGAGAUUUAGAGAUUGAAUGCUCAAACUGCUUCUUUAAGAUAGGAAUUAGCAACGUAUAAGAAUAGGCAUCAUGAUUACUAAUUUAUGGAUGAACAAUUCCAAAAAUCGAAUAAAUAGAUACAGGAAUUAAAAAGCCAUAUAGUGACUUUAUAAAAAUGA